Molecule: messenger RNA, 3727 nt
Organism: Oncorhynchus kisutch (coho salmon)
Lineage: Eukaryota; Metazoa; Chordata; Actinopteri; Salmoniformes; Salmonidae
Product: DNA topoisomerase 1-like
Exons: 21
Coding region: 290-2518 (742 amino acids)
Biological process (GO): chromosome segregation; DNA topological change; DNA replication
Cellular component (GO): nucleolus; chromosome
Molecular function (GO): DNA topoisomerase type I (single strand cut, ATP-independent) activity; DNA binding
Source: RefSeq, a predicted model, not a curated record
UGGGUGUGUGCUGUGUGGCACCUUACUUCUAGCUGGUUUACAGUAGUAUGCAUGUUCUGUGGAAACCAGAGGAAACGACAUGGACCGAAGAACACUGUUAGAGGGAGGGGCUACAAUUGGCCAACGCGUUUCCCCGCCCAUUUAAAAGACAUGAGCAUGCGCAAUUUCAUAGAACUCGGACUUAAAUCUUUUGCACAACUGUUCCUUUCUUCAUACUGUCCGUGUCAAUUCGCCGGCGUUUUCUUCCCGUAGGUUUCACACAUUGUUUUUAACAGAUCAAGAAUUGGAAAUGAGUGGAGAUCAUUCUCACAACGAUAGCCAGAUCGACUCCGGCUCUCGGGUCAAUGAUUCUCACAAGCAUAAAGAUAAGUACAAGGAUAAAGAACACAAACACAAGGACCAUAAGGAGCGUGAGAAUUCAAAAUAUGGAAACAGUGACCAUAAGGAAUUCUCUGAAAAGAAGCACGGGGAAAAGGAGAGAACUAAGCACAAAGAUGGCAGCACAGACAGACAUAGGGAAAAAGACAAGAGGAAGGAGAUCAAGCCGAAGAAGGAAAAAGAGAAUGGCUUUUCCAGCCCUCCUCGGAUUAAGUCUGAGCUGAACAAUGAUGACGUCUACCACUCUCCCAAGUCCCUGAAGAGAGAGCGUGACCAUGAUGAAACUGAAUUCAAACCCAAAAAAAUUAAACUUGAAAAUGACAAAGUGGACAAGAAGGCAAAGAAGAGGAAACAAGAUGAGGAUAUCAAGCCCAAAAAGACACAGAAAAACAAGAAAGGGGAAGUUGCUGAUGGGAAAAAGAAAGCAAAGAAGGAGCCUGAGGAGAAGUGGAAGUGGUGGGAAGAGGAGAGGGCAACAGAUGGUUCCAAAUGGAGUUUUCUGGAACAUAAAGGCCCAGUCAUGGCAGCACCUUAUGAACCUCUUCCCAGCAAUGUCAGAUUUUUCUAUGAUGGGAAGCAGAUGAAGCUCAGCCCCGAAGCUGAGGAGGUAGCCACCUUCUUUGCCAAAAUGCUGGACCAUGAGUACACUACCAAGGACACCUUCCGGAAAAACUUCUUCAAAGAUUGGAGAAAGGAAAUGGCCUCUGAGGAGAAGUCUAAGAUUACAGACCUGAAGAAGUGUAACUUCAAUGAGAUGGGGGAAUACUUCAAGGCUCAGUCUGAGGCCAGAAAGGCCAUGACUAAAGAUGAUAAACUGAAAAUCAAAGUGGAGAACGAGCGCCUCCUCCAGGAGUAUGGCUUCUGCAUCAUGGAUAACCACAAGGAGCGCAUCGCUAACUUUCGCAUUGAGCCCCCGGGUCUAUUCCGUGGCCGAGGAGACCACCCCAAGAUGGGCAUGCUGAAGCGCCGCAUCCGCCCUGAGGACAUCAUCAUCAACUGCAGCAAGGGCUCCAAGCACCCCAAGUCUCCCCCUGGCACCAAAUGGAAGGAGGUGCGUCAUGACAACAAGGUGACCUGGCUGGUGUCGUGGACCGAGAACAUUCAAGGUGCUAUCAAGUACAUCAUGCUGAACCCCAGCUCCAGAAUCAAGGGAGAAAAGGAUUGGCAGAAGUAUGAGACGGCCCGAAAUCUGAAGAAGUGUGUGGAACGGCUGAGGAACCAGUACCGUGAGGACUGGAAGUCCAAGGAGAUGAGAAUCCGACAGAGAGCCGUGGCACUCUACUUCAUCGACAAGUUGGCUCUGAGAGCAGGUAACGAGAAGGAGGAAGGAGAGUCGGCGGACACAGUGGGCUGCUGCUCCCUCAGGGUGGAACACAUCAACCUGUACCCCGAGAAGGAUGGCCAGGAUUUUGUGGUAGAGUUUGACUUUCUGGGUAAAGACUCCAUCCGCUACUACAACAAAGUCCCAGUGGAGAAGCGGGUUUUCAAGAACCUGCAGCUGUUCAUGGAGAACAAGCAGCCAGAGGAUGACCUCUUUGACCGGCUCAAUACCUCCAUUCUGAACAAGCACCUCCAGGAGCUGAUGGAUGGUCUGACGGCCAAAGUGUUCCGUACCUACAACGCCUCCAUCACCCUUCAGCAGCAGCUGAAGGAGCUCACCAGCCCUGAUGAGAACCUUCCAGCCAAGAUCCUAUCGUACAACCGGGCCAACAGAGCCGUGGCCAUUCUGUGUAACCAUCAGAGGGCCCAACCCAAGACCUUUGAGAAGUCUAUGCAGAACCUCCAGACUAAAAUUGAUGCAAAGAAGGACCAGCUCUCGGACGCAAAGAGGGACGUGAAGAGCGCCAAGGCUGACCUCAAAGUACGGCGAGAUGAGAAGUUCAAAAAAGCCGUGGAGACCAAGAAGAAGGCUGUGGAGAGGCUAGAGGAGCAGCUGAUGAAGCUAGAGGUGCAGGCGACGGACCGCGAGGAGAACAAGCAGAUCGCUCUAGGCACCUCCAAACUCAACUACUUGGACCCGCGUAUCUCUGUGGCCUGGUGUAAGAAGUGGGGUAUCCCUAUCGAGAAGAUCUACAACAAAACUCAGCGUGAGAAGUUUGCCUGGGCUAUCGACAUGGCGGAGGAUGACUAUGAAUUUUAAAUCCUGUUUGCGGUUUUAAUUAUGCGAUUUGUAUUUUAUUUUAUUGGAUACUUGUUUUAAUCUUAACUGAUUACACCUGAUGGCCAGCCUGACAAGGGAAAAGGUGUGCACUCAACAAGCAUGGUGAGGAAGGACUGAGCAGGGGUCAGGAUGUAUAGGCCAUUACAGAUGGGAGGACGAGGUGGGAUUGUCUUUGAAGGUCCGAGUCGAUGGCUGAACUAUACCCACACCCAAAGGUGAAACGGUAAUCCCAAUGAUUGGAUGAGAACCAGUGGAUGAGCUUUUUUGCCUUUUUGGUUCUCUUCGUCUUCAGCCACAUGCACGACCUGAAGAUGUCUGAACUUUGAACUCUGGGGUCCUAUCUACUGUAUUCAACAAAAAAACGACUGCUUCGUGUAUUCCAUAGUUUUUUUUCUUUUUAAUUUGGUCUGUAUUUUUAGCCCUCCCAUAUUAAUGGAUUCUAUAUUUUAAUAGAAGAGGAAAGGAAAAUCAUGAAAUGAAUUCCUUGUGUACACCCAUGCGCCUUUUGAGAAAAUGAAAUGUGAGCUCUAGGUAUGAGAGUUGUGGGGGGGGGGGGGACCAUGAAAGUGUUUGGGUGAGUCCAGUUUAAAAACAUCAAUGUCGAUUGUGUACCAUGAAUGAGAAUGCUUUGACAAGCAAGGGGGGAAAUGCUAAACCCAUGUCAAUAUUUACCUAAGCAAAGCUGAAUGUGAAUCAUUUGUUUUACAGUAUCUAUCAGGGACUUAUUUUCAAUGUGAACCUUUUUUUCAUUUUUUUUUUUUUUUCUCCCCUUGUGUUGCCAGCAUUCUCUGAAUCUUUCUGCAUAGCCCUGUCUCGCUCUGGUUUUAAUUUAAUAAUUUCUGAUUGUUUCCGAGAGGGGGAACAACUCCCUUAUCUGUUACUUGAAAAAAUAAUAUUUUAAUGUAUUUUAAGUUAAUGGAAAAUGUAUUUUAUUUUGUUAAAGGGUGUGAGGGAUAUCAACUUUGCCAAAAAUGUUGUUACAAUUUUAGGCAGUCAUUUUUGUUUUGUUUAAAGACUGAGAACAAAGAACGUUAACAGGAGUUUCAAUGUGAAUUAUCCAUUCAUUUUAUUCCACUCAUGUCUCAGAGGAAAGUUGGUGUUUGUAGCAGGUAACUGCCUUUUCUGUCAUAGCCUCCAAUCAUGUUUUAUGCUCAUUGUAUAUUGAAAAUAAAACUCCAACUCUACACA